AUGUUACCACUUCAGCCAUGUUACCACCUCAGCCAUGUUACCACCUCAGCCAUGCUCCCACCCCAGCCAUGUUACCACCUCAGCCAUGUUACCACCUCAGCCAUGUUCCCACCCCAGCCAUGUUACCACCUCAGCCAUGUUACCACCUCAGCCAUGUUCCCACCCCAGCCAUGUUCCCAUGAUCCCACCCAGCCAUGUUCCCAUGAUCCCACCCCAGCCAUGUUCCCAUGUUCCCACCCAGCCAUGUUACCACCUCAGCCAUGUUACCACCCCAGCCAUGUUCCCACGUUCCCACCCCAACCAUGUUACCACCCCAGCCAUGUUCCCACGUUCCCACCCCAGCCAUGUUACACCCCAGCCAUGUUACCAUGUUCCCACCUCAGCCAUGUUACACCCCAGCCAUGUUACCAUGUUCCCACCUCAGCCAUGUUACCACCCCAGCCAUGUUCCCACCCCAGCCAUGUUACCACCCCAGCCAUGUUACACCCCAGCCAUGUUACCAUGUUCCCACCCCAGCCAUGUUCCCACCCCAGCCAUGUUACCACCCCAGCCAUGUUACCACCCCAGCCAUGUUACACCCCAGCCAUGUUCCCACGUUCCCACCCCAGCCAUGUUCCCACCCCAACCAUGUUACCACCCCAGCCAUGUUCCCACGUUCCCACCCCAGCCAUGUUACACCCCAGCCAUGUUACCAUGUUCCCACCUCAGCCAUGUUACACCCCAGCCAUGUUACCAUGUUCCCACCUCAGCCAUGUUCCCACCUCAGCCAUGUUCCCACCCCAGCCAUGUUCCCACCCCAGCCAUGUUACCACCCCAGCCAUGUUACACCCCAGCCAUGUUACCAUGUUCCCACCUCAGCCAUGUUACCACCCCAGCCAUGUUACCACCCUAGCCAUGCUCUCACGUUCCCACCCCAGCCAUGUUACCACCCCAGCCAUGUUCCCACCCCAGCCAUGUUCCCACAUUCCCACUCUCGCCAUGUUACCACCUCAGCCAUGUUACCACCCCAGCCAUGUUACCACCCUAGCCAUGCUCUCACGUUCCCACCCCAGCCAUGUUACACCCCAGCCAUGUUCCCACCCCAGCCAUGUUCCCACCCCAGCCACGUUCCCACCCCAGCCAUGUUCCCACCUCAGCCAUGUUCCCACCCCAGCCAUGUUACCAUCCCAGCCAUGUUCCCACCCCAGCCAUGUUCCCACCUCAGCCAUGUUCCCACCUCAGCCAUGUUCCCACCUCAGCCAUGUUCCCACCUCAGCCAUGUUCCCGCCUCAGCCAUGUUCCCACCCCAGCCAUGUUCCCACCUCAGCCAUGUUCCCGCCUCAGCCAUGUUCCCACCUCAGCCAUGUUCCCACCUCAGCCAUGUUCCCACACUCCCCCUCUAACUAG
Molecule: messenger RNA, 1386 nt
Organism: Salmo salar (Atlantic salmon)
Lineage: Eukaryota; Metazoa; Chordata; Actinopteri; Salmoniformes; Salmonidae
Source: RefSeq, a predicted model, not a curated record